Molecule: messenger RNA, 1839 nt
Organism: Grammomys surdaster
Lineage: Eukaryota; Metazoa; Chordata; Mammalia; Rodentia; Muridae
Gene: Fbxo27
Product: F-box protein 27
Exons: 5
Coding region: 150-992 (280 amino acids)
Biological process (GO): glycoprotein catabolic process; SCF-dependent proteasomal ubiquitin-dependent protein catabolic process
Cellular component (GO): cytoplasm; SCF ubiquitin ligase complex
Molecular function (GO): ubiquitin protein ligase activity; protein binding
Source: RefSeq, a predicted model, not a curated record
UGGGAGGCAGCGGAUGGAUUCGGAGCUGUUAGUCUCGGGGUGGACGGUUGUAAAGCCGGGCAGCAGAGGCUGCGCGUCGCGGAGGCUGCUGAUCACUAACAUCUGACUUCUCCUCUCCUGCAGUCCCAGCCAAGCGGGGCGCAAGGAUCAUGGGUGCCUGGACUUCCAGGACCCGGGUCCCCACGCCGGAGCCCGACCCCCAGGAGACCCUGGAUCUGAGCCGUCUGCCUCCGGAGUUGCUCCUGCUGGUCCUGAGCCACGUGCCCCCGCGCACGCUGCUGGGGAGCUGCCGCCGGGUGUGCCGCGCCUGGCGCGCCCUGGUGGAUGGCCAGGCCCUCUGGCUGCAGCUGCUGGCUCGAGACCGCAGCGCAGAGGGUCGCGCCCUGUUGACGCUAGCUCGCCGCUGCCUGCCUCCCGCCCGCGACAACACACCCUGCCCGCUGGGCCAAUUCUGCGCACUAAGACCGCUAGGACGCAACCUCAUCAGCAACCCCUGUGGCCAAGAAGGCCUGCGCAAGUGGAUGGUGCGGCAUGGUGGCGAUGGCUGGGUGGUGGAGAAAAACAGGAAACCUGUACCUGGGGCCCCCUCACAGACCUGCUUUGUGACUUCCUUCAGCUGGUGUCGAAAGAAGCAGGUCGUGGACCUGGAGGAGAAGGGUCUGUGGCCAGAGCUGCUGGACAGUGGUGGUGUGGAGAUUGAAGUCUCUGACUGGUGGGGAGCCCGACACGACAGUGGCUGUAAGUACCGUCUCUUUGUCACACUUCUUGAUGCUCACCAGAACGUCAUAGAAAAGUUCUCAGCUUUGCCAGACACCAUUGAACAAUGGAACAACGAUCUCUGCCUUCAGGUCACCCACGUGUUCUCCAACAUCAAGAGGGGCGUACGGUUUGUGUCUUUUGAACACUGGGGCCAGGACACACAGUUCUGGGCUGGCCACUAUGGGGCCAGAGUGACGAACUCCAGCGUGAUCGUACGAGUCUGUCCGUCCUAGUCAAAAGACCACCGUUUUGGCAAGACAAUCUGACUGUGCCUUCCCAGAGCUGUCGGCUGGAAUCCCUCGUGAGUCAAGCACUGUACAUGAAACUCUGGGGUCCAGUGAAGGGUCCUGCUGGAUCUUGUUUUCAGAGUCUGGAACACUACAGUCCUCCAUCAGAUCUACCUACGGCUGCUGUUCUAGAGCAUGAGUGCCUGGGUGCCCAAAUGCAUGGGUGCCCGGAUGCAUGGGUGCAUGCUGGUCUCAGGUCACAAGCUGCCUCUGUUUCAGUACAAUCACCCUCUUUGCCCUGUCCUCAAUAUUGAUCUCCUACCCUUUUUUGAGCAGGGUAUCCCAGCUGGCUACAACCCUCCUGCCUUUGACACUCAUAUGCUGGGACUACAGGCACACACCAAUACCACUCAGUUUUGUGCAGUGCUGCGGAUGAGCCCAGAGUUUUGUGCAAGCCAGGCAAACCUUCUACUACCUGAGCAAUGUCCCCAAGCGUCCCCUCUUCACAUCCUGUUUAUGCCUCAUGGACUUUCUCUGUCCCUUCACUGAAGCCCUCUACUUAUGGAGGAACAUAGGAUUUAUAGCUAACAAAACUCCAGCUCCCUCAGAUAAGGAACCAAACCGAUCUUGGCUACAACCAGGCCUCAUUGAAGGGUGUCUUAGGGUAUAUCUGCCCACAGAUUUUCUCCAAACAAUUAGGAAGUGCCUAGAGCCCGGGGCCCUGAGCAUCAAAGAUGUCUGUAGUUGUGUGAUAUUUAAAGUUAUUUUUCAUUUUCUCAAACAAUGAGAGACUAAUAUACUGGCAAUAUCUAUCUGCCAAUUGCACUGUAAUAAAUUAUUUUGCCUAAACUGG